UUUGCCAAGCGAGCGAAAGGCUUCACCUUUGUCCUUUCCACGAGUGCAAAACCCUCGAAAUUGCCCUAAAAAUCGGAUUUUUAUGGGUUGAUAGUAUGAAUUAGGGAGAGUGGAAGGCCGCCUGCUGUGUUCGUUCACGUUCUGGUUCCUUGAAUCUUCGGUUUUGGUUCUUCAAUGGCGAUAGUUAGCUCGUCAGUGGCUCUUCGUUUACGGCAGCCGCAGAUGGAGAGGAGGCUUGUGCGUAGCUUGGAAGGGAGCCCGAGCUCGCGGUCAGCGGGAAGUGGUGGAGGUCCUGGAGGAGAGACCGAGGAUGAGAUGGUUGUCGGCCCGGUGGGAAGGGAGGAAGAGAUUGAAGCGCCGGAGAAGGUUUUCGUGGCGGUUGGGAAGGAUUUCAAGGAUGGAAAGACUUUGAUUAGUUGGGUGUGUCAAAAUACUCCGAAGGAGAAGAAGAUUGUUCUUGUUCAUGUUCAUCGCCCCGCUCAAAUGAUUCCCAUGAUGGGAAGCAAGUUUCCUGCUAGCCAAUUGGCAGAACAACAGGUCAAAGCUUACAGACAGGUUGAGAAGCAGAAGAUGAACAAAGGCUUAGACGAAUAUCUCCUCUUUUGUUCUCAACUAAAGUUCCAAGCGGAAAAGCUGGUAAUUGAAACGGAUGAUGUUGCUAAAGGGCUUAUUGAGGUCAUCUCUCAGCAUCGGAUCACCAAUCUUGUAAUGGGAGCUGCUGCUGACAAGCAAUAUUCAAAGAAAAUGAAAGCACCAAAAUCCAAGACAGCUAUUAAUGUACAGCAGCAAGCUGAUCCGUCGUGCAAGAUCUGGUUUGUUUGCAAAGGGAACUUGAUAUGCACUAGGGAUGCUGAUCUAGAUGGAUAUGGAACACAGCAGCCGGCCAUGGUCAGCCCAAGUUCCUCAUCUGGUCAUUCUGAGGAUUUGAGAUCAAAAUCUCUACCUGGACAUACUGAAGCAUCAAACUGGCUCCCCAAUAUCGCGCUAGAACUCUUCAAGAAUAAAUCAGUAUCUAAUAUUUUUGAAUCAUCUGGUGAUAAAACAUUGAAUCCAAGGAGACGGUUAAGUUCACAGGGAAGUGCUGUUGACCUCUGGGAUGAGUUUCCGCAAACUCCUCAAGCUCCGAGUCAUUCUCCUAUGACUGAGGAAAUAAUAAUCAGCAACUCAGGCCCAUUACCCAUUUCAAAUGAUGAAGAGAGUGAAGUCGGCUCUGUGACUUUACCAUCUUUACAUGAGUCUGAUGAGGAUGCUCAUUUUUCUUCUCCACAACAUGAGCUGGCAGAGGCUGGUUUGGAUGAUGAGGUCUAUCAAAGUUUGCAACAUGCUCUCACUGAGGUGGAGAACUCAAAACAGGAAGCUUAUGAAGAGGCACGCAGGCGUCAGAAGGCUGAAAGGGAGGCAAUGGAGGCUAUGCGAAAAGCCAAAGCUUCAGAGUAUUUGUUUGUGAAAGAGAUGAAACAAAGAAAAGAAACCGAGGAAACGUUGGCCAGAGAAAAGUUGGAAUUGGAAAAACUCAAAACCCAGAAUGAUCAAGUUUCCGAAAAACUCGGAAAGGCAUUAGAACAGAAGCAAGCAUUAGAAGCUCGCAUUUCUGAUUCUCAUCUUUUAGUCAAGGAUUUUAAGGAGAAACUAUCAACUGCACAAUCCCUCCUAAAUUCGCUGCAAAAAGAACAUGAGGAUUUGCAACGGGAGAGAGACAAUGCAAUUAGGGAAAUUGAGGAGUUGCGUCAAAGAAAGGAAGUCGGCAGCAGUGUAUACCGGCCAUUGAACUUCUUGGAGUUUUCAUACUCUGAGCUUCAACAAGCAACUCAGAACUUUGACAAGUCUAUGAAAAUUGGAGAAGGUGGCUAUGGAAGUGUAUACAAAGGAUUUCUGAGGCACACUGCAGUGGCUAUAAAGUUGUUAAAUCCUCAAAGCAAACAAGGGGAAGCAGAAUUUCAUCAAGAGUUGGAUGUUCUCAGUAAGGUGAGGCAUCCGAACCUUGUGAUCCUAAUAGGAGCCUGCCUAGAAAAAAGAGCUCUUGUUUAUGAGUUUCUUUGUAAUGGUUGCUUGGAAGAUCGUCUUGUAUGCAAGGACAACACGGCACCACUCACCUGGCAGGUCCGCACUCAUAUCGCUGCUGAGAUUUGCUCUGCUCUGACUUUCUUACAUUCGAACAAGCCACACACCAUUGUUCAUGGGGACUUAAAGCCGGCCAAUAUCCUCCUUGACUCAAAUUUUGUCAGCAAGCUCGGGGAUUUUGGUAUCUGCCGUCUCCUCCUUCAGUCCAAUGACACCACCAAUCUCUUCCGCGAGACUCACCCGAAGGGUACCUUUGUCUACAUGGACCCUGAAUUCAUAUCAACUGGGCAGCUCACACCACGCUCCGACACAUACUCAUUUGGUGUGAUUCUCCUUCGCCUCUUGACAAGAAGGCCUCCGCUGGGCAUAGUUCGGGAAGUGCAAGAAGCAAUUGAGAAGGAAUGCUUGCAUGAGAUUCUUGAUCCUUCCGCUGGCGAUUGGCCAUUUGUGCAAGCCAAGCAGUUGGCACAGCUAGCUUUAAGAUGCUGUGAGAUAAGCCGAAAGAACCGGCCAGAUCUUGGAAAGGAAGUUUGGAAAGUUCUUGAGCCAAUGGCAAAGACUGUUGCAAAAUUGGGAUCAUUAUCAGACCCAUCAGGAGCUUCUGCCGAUGAUUCUAGCUACGCUCCAUCCUACUUUAUUUGCCCCGUCUUUCAGGAGAUCAUGAAAGAGCCACACAUUGCAUCAGAUGGAUAUACGUAUGAAGCCGAGGCUAUAAGAGGAUGGCUCGACAGCGGGCAUGAAACAUCACCUAUGACUAACCUUACACUCGCGCACCGUGAGUUCAUACCGAACCUCGCUCUUCGCUCAGCGAUUCGUGAAUGGAUGGAGCAGCGAAAAUGAUAUUCCAUAGUUCAUCUUUCGAUUUUUUUUUUUAUGCAUAUGAAUUUGUUUCCACGUUGUAUAAUGUAUACAAAGCAAAUCUUGAUUACAUGCAUGUAUAGAUGUUUAGAUAUACCUACAUAGUGUUUGUCUGUAGAUUUAUCAAAAAAAA
Dioscorea cayenensis subsp. rotundata (Guinea yam) is the source of this 3052-nucleotide messenger RNA. RefSeq names its product U-box domain-containing protein 33-like. NCBI's taxonomy places the organism in Eukaryota, Viridiplantae, Streptophyta, Magnoliopsida, Dioscoreales, Dioscoreaceae. Gene Ontology annotation, molecular function: ubiquitin-protein transferase activity; ATP binding; protein kinase activity. Gene Ontology annotation, biological process: protein phosphorylation; protein ubiquitination. The record is from RefSeq and is a predicted model, not a curated record.